GUUUGAAUUUAUUUUAAAAAGCCUUAUGUGAGGGAAAUGUGAGCGCUCUGUUUUCACUUGUUGCGCAGUCGCAGAACACUCGCAGGUACUGCAGCCCCUCUCGUUUGUGUGUCCCGUCAAGCCUCUUUCACUUUUGGCUUCAGGGUUGUUGUUAUUGUUGUUUUAUUUAUUUUCUCGCCGCUGAUGUGAUGCGCGCCUCGGGCCCGCAGCUCCACCGGGGACCGCAGAUCGUACGUCACCGUGGGUGCCCACGCCACUUCCCCGCUCCGCUCCGUCUCCUCCCCACAGCCGAGCGCCGCGGCUGCGCGGCGGAACUUUGGACGCUCAGCCUGUUUGUUGUUGUUUUAUGACCGCGGAAGUACCGGAGCAGCCAGGCGCUCCCGGAAACCACCGCGCAGGACUGAUCGAGCUCAACUUCAGGGGGUGGAGGGGGAGAAAUGAGCGCCCUGGGUUGAUGCUGGAAGUUGUCCCGACGCUGAGCUGCUGUUGCGUCUCCAACACGAGGAGAGCCUCUGGUUGUUUCCUGCUUCGUUCUUCUGCCUGGGACAGAUGAUCUGAGUAUGUUUGACUCCCGGCCGCCGCUUUAACAGCCCACGAUGGACGGUCGAAGGAGCAGGGGAGGCGAAGGAGGGAGCGGAGAUCCGGAGGUAGAGGACGAGUUUGCCUGUGCCGGGAUGCUGCGGGGAUCUCUGACUUCCCUACACGGCACCGUGGAGCGCAUAUUCAGGGUGACAUUUGGAAUCGGGGCGGACGAUUUGCCGAACGGGAACAACGGGCAGAUAUGGCUGAAGCUGCAAGGCCCGGGCAGCGACGUGAAAGCUGCCAAAUUAUUUGUGAAGGGAGUCGUAAAUCAGGAGGAGCAGCAGGAGGUCCCGUAUCCUGGGGCCCUCCACUGCAUCUUCUGUGGAGCCAGAGGGCUGUUCAUGGACAGCCUGAUAAAAAACACUUCAGCACUCAUCGUGGUGGGCUCGCCUGGAUUCCUGCUCAUAUCAGGUCUAGCCGAGCCGGUGGUGCGGGCCUACUCCCUGAUUGGAGACCUUGUGGCGAGGUAUGAAGGCACGCAGUCCAGACGCACCGAGACGGGGGACAGAGGCCUGGGCGAGACCCUGGAUUCACGAAGGGCUUUCAAAGCUCUGGUGGAGAACUGGGAGGACAGACACAUUCUGGAUCUUCUCGUGCUGCCAGGGACUGUGAAGGAAAUCCUUCUGGAUUUGGUGAAAGAAUCAGGCCUUGGGUCGAGCCCAGUCCCAGCCCUGACGCAAGAAAAUGGAGGUGCAAAAUCGCAAAGGGAUACCAGAGAUGAAUGGAGCAAGUCCAGUGGACCUAAGCAAACACGCCUCGAUCCUUUCAACAACUCUGAUAGAUGGGCUGAAGGAAAUGUCGCAGGUUAUGACUCUGCAGCCAAGGAUGCCUCUUCCCAAGGUCUGUUUUCUCCUGUAGGCCUUAGAGGGAAGGCAGAGGGGGCUGAGGAAAGACUCUCGCACUCUCCUCAGGAAGUGGGAGAAGAGGAACAACCUGAGAAGCUGGCAACAGGCGUCAAGGCAGACAAAGGACAAGGGGACAUCGAAGAGCCCGAGCGGCUGUUUUCCAUGGGAAACAAGGAAUUCAGGCUUCUUUUGAAAUUCUUCACCGCGAUGGGUUACACGGAGGACGUCGUGAAACGGGUUCUGAAAAAAACUGGACCUAAAGAGGCGUCGCAGAUUCUGGACCUGGUUCAACAGGAGCAGGAUCUCAGUGACCAGGAGCAGAACAUUCGCAGCGGUUCAGACGCGAAAACGCAAGACGGCGUCGCUUUGCAUCAAGGGAAAGGACAACCCUGCGAGACGGAGCACAAAGAGGACGAGAGCACAGAGGUGGGAGGGGCUAAAAUAAAGCACGGCAACGGGGAAUUUAGUGAAAUACACGGCGGGGUGAUAAGAAACCCCAAAGACUCUCAGGGACAGGUUGGCACAGAUGUAGAGGCGCAACAGGAGGACUUUGUCUUUGGGGUGGUGAAGAAAGCAGCUGCUACCUGCGGGUACACCGAGGAGAAUGUGACCAAAGUGUACAGCCUCUUGACUGAGGGGUCCACUCACCAGCUCCUUCUGGAGCUGCAGAAAAAGGAGGGCAGGGAGACGGAAAGCUUCGAGGGAGAACCAAGAGAGAGUCACAAUGUGUUGGGGGAGAAAGAAAGACCAAAUGUCGCACCGGCUGAUACUGAAGCGAAGGGCAAACUUGAGCUUUUUAUUCACAGAGAGAGAAGAGAUUCUGAUGAAGGACAAAAAACGGGGCUAAAGCGUUCGGCACAGUUGGCAGAAGCAGACCUUUGUACCUGGACUAAUAAACCCCAGCCUGUACCCACUAAUCAAUACACAUCCCAGUCAACUCAUCACCAACCUCCAAACACAUUAAGAGCUCACCAGGACGUCCUGCAGGAAGUCAAAGGGCCCCCCAUGCCUACCUACUCCUCAUCCAUAGAUCCUCCACUGACUCCUUUUUUUCACCCUAACAAGCAACAAGGCCGGACCGGCUAUUGGCCCGACCCGGCCCCAUCCAAGCAGAAGCAUCAAACUCACGCCAAUGCAUCAAAACACCACGCCGCAAACUCGUCAAAGCAAGAGCAUCAAGCUCAGCCCAACAUCACCAGAGCAAAGGAUAGACGGAGCUUCGUGUCGCCUGCGCCGGUGGUGACGGGGGAGCAGCGCUUUCUGGAGGGUCUUCAAGCCCCCUUUCAGCUAAAACUCACAGACGAGCCUGGGAAAACAAACCUGAGAGCAAUCAUCAUCGACGGGAGCAACGUGGCAAUGAGCCAUGGGCUGGGUCUUUUCUUCUCCUGCAGAGGAAUUGCUCUGGCCGUCCAGCACUUCUGGGACAGAGGCCACCGUGACAUCAGUGCUCUGGUGCCACAGUGGAGGCAGAAGAGUGACCCUAGGAUCAAAGAGCAGCACUAUAUGAUGGACCUAAAGGACCUGGGCCUGCUCUCCUUCACUCCCUCCAGGGAGGUCCAAGGCAAGAGGAUCAGCUCAUAUGAUGACAGGAUAAUACUGCAGCUUGCACAAAAAAAAGGUGGAGUGAUAGUAACCAACGACAACCUGAGAGACCUCUCAGAUGAAUCGACUGUAUGGAGAGACAUCAUCAAAAAGAGACUUCUUCAGUACACGUUUGUCGGAGAUCACUUCAUGGUCCCAGACGACCCCCUGGGCAGAGGAGGGCCUCACCUGGAUGAUUUCUUACGUUCGGACCACAGGACUCCUGAUCCAGGAAAUCACUCGUUUGCCGGUUUAGCCAGCACCUUUCCAUCCUCCAAACCACCACGCUCCCAAACCGAACCCUUAAACUUCCGUGACCGAACACUCGGGGGCGCUCUGGAUGCAUCAGGCGGUGGUGGCCAAGGUAGGGGGAAAAGAUGGGAAACAGCCGGUCAUAGAGCAGCGGUCACUCCGGACAGGAAUCCAGAAGAGACAGCUUGCCUGAGGGAGCAGCUGCUGAAUGUCUUCCCAGGACAGGACAACAUGGUGACGCUGGUGCUGCAGUGCCAUGCGGCAGAGAGAGACAUAAAUGUGCUUUCUGGUCUCAUCUUGGAGAAGCAGAACUAGAAAUCUCUCUAUUUCCGAGUUUAAUUAAAACGUUUUCCAGCUGAAUUCCUUUGUUUUGUAGCAAAGCAGUUACCACAACACAUUAAUACAGAUUAUUCAUACUUUACGUGAAAGCUUGCGACAAAGCUUCAACAUUAUUGAGAGCGCCCUAUCUCCUCUGUGUUAUCUUUGCAGGGAUUUUUUUUUAUCUUGGAGUCUUAUUAUUUAUUUAAACAUCUGGUUUUAAUGGACAGCUUAAGUAAACUGCCGCUUGGCACCUUGAAUUUGAAAUGCGCAUAUUCUCCGAAAUCAUGAGCCCCCAAGACUGCAACUGCUGUGAAUUCUCCAAUGUCUUUUCCAUAGUCCAUCUACCAAGUGGGUACGGCUACGCAGCAUGUUUAAUUUGACAUAAAUCCUCCAUGAAACAGAUUAGUUAAAAAAAAAAAACACUGUUGCAUUUGUAUUUGGCUUGCUACUGCUAACUACAGCAGUUGCCUGUGUAGGCUCUGAUGCAGAGGUGGAAAACUAUGAAUCCAGUCGAGCUCAGGAGAACGUACGUAUGUAGCGAAACGUUCUAGGGAAGAAUAAAACGUUAAAAGAAAGGCCAGCAGUUUUCAAGAUGUGGUUCAGGCAAGAGUUAUGUUAGAUUACACCGUCUAGAAUCCCCCUGCAGCUUUGUGAAAACAGCCCAGGAGACUCUUACUUUUAUUGAUUGGUAAAUAGCUAACCCGCAAAUAUCAGCAAUACUAGCAGCCUAUCUUUUUGUUGGGCCCGCAUGCCUCCAAGCAUGUUGGAUUAAUUAUUUUUGAUGUCCAGAUAAUCAUAACUAAGUUAUCAGAUCCCUUCUAUUCCUCUUAUUCUAUCAACAUUUUGAUUUCUUCAUAAGAUCCCGAACGGAUGAGUGAAACUGUUAAACAUUAGCAUGCUAGCACACAGACGGAGUGCUAGCAUGCUAAUGUGUGAGCGCAGUAGAGAUCUGAUAAUCAGUGGAUCUUAAAUUAAAUAAUUUACUACAUUGUGGGCAUACUGAGAUUUUAACAAAUGGUAUGUUUAUGGAUAUUUUUGAUUCAAUUUUUAAGAAAAUAAAUGCAAAAAAAACUUUCUACGUUUGCACAUUUAACAGCUGUUAUGCAGAGAUGUAAAGAUUUUGGACUGGGUGUGGGUGUAGAUUAUUGUUGCGUGAAAAUCCUGAAAGAAACACUGAACCAAACCCUGCAACACUCUGUACGUCUGGUUCUAUCGUGUUAAAUAUUGUUGGAUUUGACAAUCAUGCACAAUAUUUCUACAUUGAUGAAACAAUGACCAAACCAAGAGAUGAUAGCAAAUCAAGAAUGUUGUAUUGAUUUGUUACCAUCGCACUAAUUUUAAACUGAUAUUGAAAUAAUUUUUAAUUGCAUUGUUUAUAUCUGUACAUUAUUAAGAGCAUAAUAAAGUUAUUCUUGUAGUGUUUC
Molecule: messenger RNA, 5005 nt
Organism: Fundulus heteroclitus (mummichog)
Lineage: Eukaryota; Metazoa; Chordata; Actinopteri; Cyprinodontiformes; Fundulidae
Gene: khnyn
Product: KH and NYN domain containing
Exons: 9
Coding region: 597-3575 (992 amino acids)
Cellular component (GO): nucleus; cytoplasmic ribonucleoprotein granule
Molecular function (GO): mRNA binding; RNA endonuclease activity
Source: RefSeq, a predicted model, not a curated record